Molecule: messenger RNA, 702 nt
Organism: Plasmopara halstedii
Lineage: Eukaryota; Oomycota; Peronosporomycetes; Peronosporales; Peronosporaceae
Exons: 1
Coding region: 1-702 (233 amino acids)
Source: RefSeq, a predicted model, not a curated record
AUGCAGUGGACGGAUGAACUCAAUGCGCUGCUAAAUCAAUGCGUUUUUGCUUGCAGCUACGAUUUUAAAGUAUCGUGUGAUCUCUUUUGCCAACAGGUUGCUAAGCUGCGACUAUGGCAUGGCAAUGAGGCAUUGGAAUUAACAGCAAAUCAAUGUCAAGAGCAGUGGAUGGUCUUAAAUCCAGUGGAAGAAGACGAAGAUGGUGAAGAGAGUAGAAAUGAGGAGAUAGAAAAAGAUAAGAGCGUUAACGACACUCAAAAUGAAGGCCCUCGACUGGAGCUAUUGUUGUCGGAUGCUGAAUUGGAUGAGCUUUUGAUGGCUCUUCCACGUCAUGAAGAACAGGAUCGAGUUCUUCCUUCUUCAGCUUCUGAUGUGAAGGAUAGAAAAUCAAGCGAAAUGCAAUGGGUGUUGGCGUUUUUAACAGAUCCGGACGCGAUCGAUACUGUGGACAUUGAAGCCAAAUAUUUUAUUGGGAGUCGUGAACAUCACAACGACGACAACUAUCAGAAUUUUCUGCAGGAUCUUCACAAAGCAAAUUUACUGGUGCCUCCUCCACCAAUCACUGCGGUUGAUCGACGUUGUAAUCAACAGCUUCAUUCCAACGUUGUUGUUGCUCAAAAUGAGAAUCAAGAUGGCGGUGAAGACCAAGAAGAAUGGGAAUGCACUCGUCAUGCCAUAAAACACCUAAAGAAAUUCUGCUAA